AAAUUUUUUAAAUGUAUUUAAAAAUUGUCAUACUGUUUUUUUGCGUGGAAUUAUACCUCUUACAAUGUCACUGUUUGGACCCUACUGUAGAACGGUUUGUAACUAUUAAAAACAUAGUCGAUAAUUAUGCAAAUCCAGAUGGCAUGGUCGUUGAAGAUGGCAGAGAUCUGAUCAUAAACUUAAAUGGAGUCAAAGAUGUCAUUGUAACAGCAGCACAGCAAUUCGGAGUACAUAUAGAUACUCCCAGUCUUGAAGAACUGCAACAGAUAGGAACAAGGUAUAGAUACACAUUGCAGGAAGUUGAAAGAUACGCCGCAAAGUACUUAGAUGUUGCGCAAUUAACCCCGACUAUGGCGACAUGGGUAAGUAGGUGCUUCAGAACGUUCGACCAAAAUGGCAUAUUCUUUGAUGAAUUAAAAGAUAUACUUACACUAUUCAGAACGGAAUUUCCGUGUUCUACUGACGAAUACCCAUAUGCUAGUGAACCGAAAACGUCAAUACCGUACAAAACGGCAAGAUCAGAAUACGAGUUCACUAAGAAGGAAGCCACAUUCAUCGCUAUUGAUUAUUUCUUUCCUGGAUCUUUUUGAUUAUAAUUAUAAUUUUUUCAAUUAUAA
This is a messenger RNA of Adelges cooleyi (spruce gall adelgid), 617 nucleotides long. RefSeq lists its product as uncharacterized. The record is from RefSeq and is a predicted model, not a curated record. NCBI's taxonomy places the organism in Eukaryota, Metazoa, Arthropoda, Insecta, Hemiptera, Adelgidae. The transcript is spliced from 5 exons. Bases 12 to 590 code for a protein of 192 amino acids.